CCGCCGAGGACGAUGUGGAGUCAAGUCGCGGCGAGCAAGGCUUGAGGGAGGCGGUGGCGGCUUCCGCAACGAGCAAAGAGUAGUUGAUAUAGUACUCUACUCUCCGGAGUCCAGAAGGCUAACAUGCUACCAGACUCUAAAAAGCUUGGGGAGAGGGAUCCCAAAGAAGACCCAUCUGUCACUCUCUUCCGGGAAUAUCUGAGAAUCAAGACAGUCCAGCCUCAGCCUGAUUAUGAAACAGCAGUAAAAUUCCUGGAAAGAAUAGCUUCUGAACUCGAUCUACAGUGUCUGAAAGUGGAGGUCUGCCCUGACCGUGUGAUCACCAUUCUGACUUGGAAAGGCACAAACCCACAACUCCGCUCCAUCUUACUGAAUUCCCAUACAGACGUUGUACCCGUGUUUGAGAAAUAUUGGCAGCAUGAUCCUUUUUUGGCUUUCAAAGACUCUGAGGGAAAUAUCUAUGGACGGGGAGCUCAAGAUAUGAAAUGUGUAUCUAUCCAAUACCUAGAAGCCAUACGGAGGCUGAAAGCUGAAGGAAGACAUUUUCCACGAACCAUUCAUAUGAGCUUUGUCCCAGAUGAAGAGGUUGGGGGCCACAAAGGGAUGGAAUUGUUUGUGAAGACUCCUGAAUUUGCAGCACUUAAUGUUGGCUUUGCCCUGGAUGAAGGUCUGGCAAACCCAACCGACACUUUCACUGUAUUCUAUGGCGAGAAAUGCCCAUGGUGGAUUAAAGUGAAAGUAGAAGGAAAUCCGGGACAUGGAUCCAGAUUCAUUGAGAAUACAGCUGCUGAAAAGAUGCACAGAGUGAUCACUUCUUUCCUAGAAUUCAGAGAACAUGAAAAACAAAGAUUGAAAAAUGAGGGACAUCUCACUUUAGGAGAUGUAACAUCUGUGAACCUGACCAUGUUGAAUGGAGGAGUAUCAUUCAAUGUGGUCCCCUCUGAGCUCUCUGUUGCCUUUGACAUCCGGCUCCCUCCAACACAGGAUUUAAAGGCAUUUGAGGAGCAACUCAAAUCUUGGUGCAAAGCAGCUGGAGAAGGUGUUACAUAUGAGUUCCAGCAGAAAUGCAUGGAUCAGACGGUUACCUCCACAGAGGAAUCGGAUCCCUGGUGGAAGGCAUUCAGUGACACCUGCAAAGACAUGAAUAUGAAGCUGAAGUGUGAGAUCUUCCCUGCUGCCACUGACAGCCGCUACAUCAGAGCAGCAGGUCACCCUGCAAUUGGCUUUUCCCCCAUGAACUACACGCCUGUGCUGCUGCAUGACCACAACGAAUUCCUGAAUGAGCGGGUCUUCCUUCAUGGGAUUGAGAUCUAUGCUCACCUCAUCCCAGCACUGGCCAGUGUCCCUCCUCUGCAAGCAGAAGUCUGAGAUCCUAGCAGAUUUGGGCAGUGAUUUGGGCUGUGUAGUGGUGGUGAUGGGGGGGUUGGGGUUGGGGAGAAAAACCAAAGAAAUUGAGAAAGGACACUAUGAUAUUGUGACUGAGGGCUUAUGGUGCUUGAUAAUCUGUGUUUUGCCAAGAGGAAGUGGAAUUCCAGCAUCCCUGGAUGUUACACAAGGGACAAAACAAUCUGGCAGCAUCAGUUAAUGCAACCAUAUGUAAAUUAGGGUCUUGUUAAUGUCAAUGACUUUUUCUCUGCUGCAUACUAAUGAACACAGAGACCCUUCUUUUCACAAUUCCAGAUGGAAAAACCAUGUCCUUUUUUUUCUACUAACAAUUUCUCUAUUUGGAGAUAAAAGGAUAGUCUUCAUGGCUUCUAAAUCAGCAAAUUCUAAAUACUAGCUUCUCACUACUGAAAUGCAAUUGAACAGGAAAACGUUAUUGUCAUAUUAAUUGUCUUCCUGUUACUACCAUACUGUUUUGCUGUGUGGUUUUUUUUUUUAAAAGAAAAAGAACAUCAUUUACAUUGGUAAAUCUAAGGCAAAAUAGAGAUGAAGACCCUGAAAUCUUGAGAAGUUGGGGUCAGAUGAGAGUGCUAUUUAGGCUGAUGGGGUUGAUGUGGAGUUAUUCUUUUUUCUUUUACUUUGUCUAGCAUGCCUAAUACUAUGGAAGACCAUCUCAGCACUUAUAAUAUUGAGCAAUUUUUCUUAGUUUCCCUAUUUGUAAAGGAGAAUCAGUUAUGGCACUUACCCUUUGCUUCAUGAGUUCUUUCAGAGGCAAAAAUGUUUUGAAAGUAAAUGAAAGGGAAUUUAGCAAUAGCACUUUGACUUAUAUAUUGUUUCACAGUGCUGUACAGCCCUCUCUAAGCAGUUUACAGUGUCAGAAUAUUGCCCCCAACAAUCUGGGUCCUCAUUUUACCCACCUCGGAAGGAUGGAAGGCUGAGCCAGUGAGAACAGUCGGCGGAAUUAGCCUGUAUUCUAACCACUGCGCCACCAUGGCUCUUUUUAUUAAAUAAAGUUUAAUUACAGUGAGAGACCAAGAUCUUGAAGGAGGAGUUAAGAAUUAAUACAACUUGCUUAGGAACUUUCUUCCCUACUCUAUUAUCUUAUCCCACAGGAAGAUGGGGAUGUCCCUGAAUUUUUGCUCCUUGAUUUUUACUCCAUACUCACUAGCAGUAUGGCUGACUGCCUUAAUUAUCUACUGAACCUGUAUUCAACUAAUUAUAAAUGAAUGCCAUUUGGAUUUUUUGAAUGCCAAACGUCUAAGGGUAAAAUGGAGACGAUCAAUAGCCUGGAUGACUUUUCUCCCAAGAAUACCUUGGGGAUGGCACUAUAUCAGAAUAGUGCAUCCUUUCCUUUGAGGCAUUCUUUUCCAAAUUUUAACUGGAAUUCUGCUGAAAUAUUGAAGUAAACUGAAAUCAUCAGUAAAGGAACUGUAUAUGGUUUAAGAUAAGGAGAAACAUUCAGCCACAUUUCCUUGAAUAGAUGCCAUUCUGUAAAGAAUUUGUUAACAUACACCUGCCUCUUGAAUGUUAGCUAUGUUUCCCCCGUUCACAGCAUUAGCAAAAGUCAAACCAUCCCACGAAAGGGGUAUUUUUCCCAGUUUUAUACAAGAUAAUUGGUUCAGGCUGGAAAGCGAGAGAAGUUCUCCAGAUAUCAUAUAUGACAUGCUUCAUCCAACUUGUCAUUGGCAACAAAACCUGAAUUUCUUCCAGAAUGAUUAUUUUUGACAUACUGCUGUAACGCAAGAUCAUCCCACUGUAUUUACACUGUCAGGUACACUUUCUCUUUUUAAUAUUGGAUAACAUCUGUUAGAAACUUCACUCAUACUGUCUGGUGUCAUAGAGCAACACAUACUUAGGGAAUAUGGAAAUUUCCCCCCUUUAUUAGUAGACUAUUAACUACAGGUGAUUUUUAAUAUGAAACUGAAGCACAGAUAACAACACUGUGAUUUGUCUUAUUAUGUAUACAAUCAUAAUUUGUGAAAUUUACUGUGAAAAUAUAAAUGCUUUGUAAAGUCUUGUAUCCCAAAAUGUUCAGGAGUCAAAAUAUAGCUAAAUCAGGAUUCUUUCAAAAGCCUAGGGAAAAAGGCGAAUGUGUGCAUUUUUACAGUUCUGUAUAGUUUUGUACAAUCUUACUUGGUAGAAAGUCCCAUUGUGUUCUGUUGUGUUUUGGUAAACAUGCACUGAAUUUUUGCAUAUAUGUAGAUGUGGAUAUUUUUUUAGAUGAACAUAUCUCCUUCGGGGAAAUGACACUUCCACAUAAGUCUAUGGUAUCAAAAUUUUGUCUAGUUUUGCUUUUUGUUUGUUCUGUUUGCCAUGUUCCAGGAUGAACUGCUUCUCUUAGUUAAGUUUGGCUGAAAAGAGAAAUAAUAGAAAUAAUAUGUGGUUAUUAGAUUAAUAAUUGUAUAUUAGGAAGAUGAGCAGAAAGCUGCUUAUGGGCUUCCAAGAGGCUCUCAGUGCUCUUUGAUCCAAUGCAACCUAUUGGGGGAGGUAGCAGCAUCUUCUCUCACAUAAAUUUAAAUUGUCUGUGCCCACAUGAACAAAACGGUACAAUUCAUACCAUGGAUUAUAGCAACACUUUUGGCAAAGUUGGCAACUUUAAGAUGUGUGGACUUCAACUCCCAGAAUUCCCCAUGUUAAAUUUUUUUUUUGCCAAGAUUUCAAAAGUGGUUUGCCAUUGCCUGCUUUCAAGGGCUGAAGGAGAAUGAUCUGUCCAAGGACAUCCAACUGGCUGGCUUCCUCUGUUUUUUUUCCUCAGCAGGCUGUGAAUGACCACAUAUGAGAGUUUAAAAAGAACUUCUGGUCUUUUAAAAUCAGGUGUUCUUUGCUGUCCUUCCUAUCUAAACCUGGAUAGAAAUUUAUUCAGUCUUGGAAAUGUUUUUUUUUUCCAGUUUAUAUAGAGGUGAUUUUAAGAAACAAAUAGAAUUAAUAAUUCAAAACUUGCUCAAA
Molecule: messenger RNA, 4329 nt
Organism: Notechis scutatus (mainland tiger snake)
Lineage: Eukaryota; Metazoa; Chordata; Lepidosauria; Squamata; Elapidae
Source: RefSeq, a predicted model, not a curated record